AUGUCAGAAGACAAAGAUUUGCUGGCAAAAAUCAGCCAGCUUGCCGGCCAUAUAAAUCGUCACAAGGCUCAGCAGGAUUCUUCCUCUCAUCUCAGUCACAGAUCGCAUCCCUAUAGUCGACCUGCGAGUACUGAUUACAGGACGAGCACCACAUCGCGACCGUAUCGCGGGACUUCGUACGGACGGCCGCAUGGGAGAGGAGGGUAUUCUCAUACUCACAGGAACCGGACUCUUGUGUUGAAUAACAAUGGGCAUGAGUCAGGCACUUCAAGCCCGGUGACUCCUGGUCCAAAUGAGACUGGGACGCCGGGUGGCUGGAUUGCUAAGAGAGAUCGCCACAUGCAGCUCAUCAAUACUUCCAUCUAUGAUAAAGAAACGCAGGCGAGAGCGAAAGCGAUCGAGGAGACCCGAAAAUUGAAAGCAAAGCAGCGGGAUGAGAGAGAGAAAUUCAAACUCACGAGGCAUCUCCAGAAGCUUGCUACUCAAAAUGUCCAGUCCUCUCCUUCGGUCAGCGUUCCUAGCUCGGCUUCAGUCCAUGAGAUUACGAUAAACGAUAUUCAUUUCCGUGUUGCGGACGGAGGCAGCAAGCUCACUCGAGUUUCAGACGAUCCGAAUUCAGCGCGUGCGACUCCCAAGUCGACCAAAAUCGGUGGCGUUAUGUUUUUUCGAAGCAAAAAUGGCAAUCUUUACCGUUCAGGCAUCGUUAAAGCUAAGCGAAAACAUGGAACAGUAAAGAAGCGCUCCGAACUCUGCAAGCGCUUUGCGACAACGGGCUCAUGCUUGAAAGGACCGCUAUGUCCAUUCGUUCACGAUCCAAAUAAGGUUGCUAUUUGCAAAGAGUUUCUCCAGACAGGCAAUUGUCUCGCUGGGGAGGCUUGUGACCUUUCUCAUGAACCUACCCCCAAGCGGGUUCCCACUUGCUUGCAUUUUCUUCGAGGGAAGUGCUCCAAUCCCAAUUGCCGCUAUGCCCAUGUUCGUGUCAAUCCUGGAGCGCCUGUGUGUCGCGCAUUUGCUACUUUAGGAUAUUGCGAUAAGGGCAUUAAUUGCCCUGAACGUCACGUGCAUGAGUGCCCAGAUUAUGCAAAUACUGGUAGCUGCCGCAACAAGAAGUGCCGUCUUCCUCAUAUCGACCGAGCAGGACAGAUUCGAAAAGCCACUGCCAAGUCAGCGGAAGCUGCUGAUGGCAAGCAUUCGUCUUCAGAUGAAGAAAGCGAUCUGUCUAGCGAAGAAGAAGACUACGACGAAAUAGACAGCGAUGAUGUCGAUUCCGACACAUUUGAAGAGGAGGACUUGACCCAAUAUGCAACUGGCCAACCUGAUAACGCAGACGUCUCCCGGCAGAAAGACUUUAUCCAUUUCUAA
Messenger RNA from Xylona heveae TC161, 1362 nucleotides. RefSeq names its product CCCH zinc finger protein. Bases 1 to 1362 code for a protein of 453 amino acids. Lineage: Eukaryota; Fungi; Ascomycota; Xylonomycetes; Xylonales; Xylonaceae. Gene Ontology annotation, cellular component: nucleus. The record is from RefSeq and is a predicted model, not a curated record. The transcript is spliced from 6 exons. Gene Ontology annotation, molecular function: metal ion binding.